CGAGGCCUUUAAUGUACAGACAUUGUCGGAUUGUGUUGCGAGAACAAAGUGUCAGUGUGCGUUUGUGAUUUUUUUAACUAUUAUUAUUAUUAUACCAGUGCAAAAUGACUAUCGGAGACGAGAAUGUGUACGAAAACUUCGACUAUUCUUUGAAUGCACAAAAACUGAUGAACAUCAGAGACUUGGACUUGGAAAAUUUGUUGAAAUCAUAUAAUAUUAAUCAAAAAACGUUAAAUGAAAUGGUAGCUAGUAUUCGCGAAUGGUAUGAGAAGCAGCCACAUUUACCUCAAGGACAAAUACAUGACCGCAUGAUCAUAGGCCACCUCAUCACCCGAGGGUUCAGCGUGGAACAAUGCAAGGAGAAGAUUGACAACUACUUCUCAGCCAGGUCUAAGAUGCCUGAUAUCUUGCUGGGGAGGGGCUCUUGGUCUCCAAACAUGGAGAGGUUUCUGAAGGAGGGGUACUGGGUCGUCCCUCCGAUGAAAACUAAGGAUAAUCAUCGGGUUAUUUUGUUCAGAAUCGUGAACCCAGAUAUGGUUGUUCUGGAUGUGGCCAAACUAGGGUUUCUGAUGGGAGACUAUAGACUAUUAAAUGACGUCACACAUGGAGACCACUGGAUCUUGGACUUCAGCAAUGCAACCUUGAAUCAUGCGCUACAGUUUACACCCAUGUUGAUAUCUAAAAUUUAUUAUUUUGUUACGUCGUGCCACGCGAUCAAGAUCAAAGGCAUACAUCUAGUCAACGUGCCGGUCUUUGGUCACUCAAUCUUGGCCCUUGCCAAGAAGAUUAUGAAGCCCAAACAUGCAGAGAGAUUGCACCUUUAUGACGGAUUUGAGAACAUUUUCAAUGUGUUACCUAGGGACAUAUUUCCAAGUGAUAUUGGUGGGACUGCUAAUACUACUGUCCAGGAGUUAUCGGAUGCAUGGUAUGAAACCCUCCAAUCAGAAUCAUGGAAGCGAUUCUACGCGAACCAGGACAAGAACUUCUUCGUGGACGAGUCAAAAAGGAUAACACCAUCAAAAAUCACAGACGACUUUGGUGUAGAGGGAUCCUUCAGAAAACUAGAAUUAGAUUAAUUUAUUUACUACCCAAUUAGAAUUAUAUUUAAGGCUAUUUUCGCAUGUCCCCAAUAAGUUCCUGAUAAAUUUAAUUGGCAGAUAGUGUUAAAAUGUAGAUUUAUCUGGUGGAUAGCAGCUAUGAAACGGGCCAUUAGGAAAGUAAUAUACCUCUAGUUAGACAAUUAUUGUUGUGAUUUAAGAGUUUUUUCUAAGUAAUUAUGGUGUUUAAGCAAGUGCCAAUCUCUGAGCAAUUGAUGUCUGAAUUUUGUUUCGGUUCAUUUCCGAGGGCUGAGUACGAAUUUAUAUUACGUUGAAAGUAAUGAGACCGUGCUGGGCACUCUGAUUGGCCGGCUCCCAUAAACCAACCAAUCAGAGUGCUGCGUCGAGCGCGGUCUCGCUUCAAUUAUUUCAACGUAAAACAAACUUAUAGUAAAGCCUCUGAAGUUGAUCAAUUUCACAGAAUACUGUAAUAGUGUUCUAAUUAUUAUUCUCAAAAUGAAUUUGUUAUAGUGACUGCGUCGUUAGACAAGUGGUGAUCAUCGCAGAGCAAAGUCUAAUUAAAUAUUAUUAACUUAUUGGUGAAUGAAAAUUCUUAAGUACUUAGUACCACGAAGUCAAGUAUUGAUAUAACGUAACAUACCUUUUAUAAGUGGGCAGGAGUGCACAUUACGGCACUUACUGCCACUGUACAAUGUAACACCCACUGUUCACUAUUUAUGUUAUGAGUCC
Molecule: messenger RNA, 1787 nt
Organism: Spodoptera litura
Lineage: Eukaryota; Metazoa; Arthropoda; Insecta; Lepidoptera; Noctuidae
Product: alpha-tocopherol transfer protein-like
Cellular component (GO): membrane
Molecular function (GO): phosphatidylinositol bisphosphate binding
Source: RefSeq, a predicted model, not a curated record